AAUAAAUACAAUGCCUAAAUUGUUGUACUUUCAUUAUUUACUACUGGCAAUAUUGAUUUGCGAAGCUCGUACAGAAAUAUUUUCGACCGAAGAGCCAUUCAAUAUAACCGCAGUUCUCCAUUUGAGUGUAGAACCCAGAUCCCAAGAUGAUUGUACUCCUGGCAAGGUCCUUCUGCUGACACCAGAUAAUUUCUACGAAACCACGGCAAGUGGCACAUUCUUCGUAAAGUUCUAUGAACCGAAUUGCAUGGGUUGCGAAGACUUUGAGAGUACCUGGAUUGAAUUGGCCAAAUCGUUCAGACUAAAACGAAACAUUUGCUUUGCUGAAAUGAACUGUGAAAAUGCUGAAACGUUAUGCAACGACUACGAAUUGCGCUAUGAACCAAAUUUAAUAUGGCUGGAAAACGGAGACGAAGUUCGCCGUUAUGACGGAGAUUUAACUUUCGAGGGAGUCCACAAAUACGUUAAAGAGUAUUAUAGGGCAAAUAAUACCAAAAACUCUUCACCGGAAAGUACCAAUCUCAAAUCGGUUUCACAAUACUUAAAUUUCCUUGUAGGGUUCAUUUUUCUUGCAAGUUUGACCAUGUAUUUUGAAUAAAAAUUCGU
Drosophila takahashii is the source of this 606-nucleotide messenger RNA. Its product is annotated as thioredoxin domain-containing protein 5 homolog. The record is from RefSeq and is a predicted model, not a curated record. Gene Ontology annotation, molecular function: protein disulfide isomerase activity. Gene Ontology annotation, cellular component: endoplasmic reticulum. NCBI's taxonomy places the organism in Eukaryota, Metazoa, Arthropoda, Insecta, Diptera, Drosophilidae. Gene Ontology annotation, biological process: protein folding.